GGCCAGACCUCAAUCAAUCAUGUGCCGAUGUGCGACGCGAACGCGAGUAGUACUAGAGCGCAAUCAUCAACCGGGGGCGUGUCGCCCAGCCCAACUGGCGAAACAAGAAAGAAAGAAUUCCCCUCCGCCGCACUCGGGACCCCCUCGAGCCGAGCCACCGCAACAAAACCCCAAACCCGACACGAGAAAACAACAAAGCGGCGGCGCCCAUCCAUCCAUCCAAUCCGUAGACACCACCUCAAUUCUCUUCCGCCUUCCCCGCUAGUACUCCCUCGAGCCGAGCUAGGAGCUCCUCGCCCCCUACGGGACAAGAAGACAAUCGCUCGCUCGCUCUCUCGAGGCUCGCAGUGGUAGGCCAAUCCAAAAAGGCAGCUCGCGCGUCAUCCUUCUUCUCUCCUUCCCCGCCACGCACGCAGCAGGAAGGGAAGGCAUGAGCUGCUUGCAGUCGCCGACUCCGGGCGUUGACGUCGACAGGAGGAGGCGGCCGGCGCAGAAGGCAGAGGCGGAGGGUCGUCCGGCGCUGGACAUGCUCGACGAGUUCUGGUUCUUCAGCAACACGCUGGGCAAGCAGGACGACGGGAAGGGGAUGCGGAGGCCGCCGCUGCUGCCCAAGUCGCCCUCCACGUCGUCCGCCUCGUCUGGGCGGACCAAGGGGCAUGGCUCCGACGGCCAGCAGCAGCAGCAGCAGCAGGCGGGGGAUAGUAGGCUUAGUAGCAAGUCCCGGUUCUUCGCGUCCGGGUGCCGGAGGCUCCUCCGGACGCCGUCUCUCCCGGCGCCCCGCAUCGGCAGGGAGGAGCUGCCCAAGGACGAAGAGAUAGUGGAUGAGGAUGCUGCUGUUGCUGAUCAGGAAGUGGAGGUGGAGGACGAUGAUCUGAACUGGAGCUCCAUUUACGAGGGCGUCCUGCGCACCAGGAUCGCCGAGGAGGAACGCAGGUCGUCAUCGGCGGCAGCGCUGCACCGGGCGCCGUCCAUGCCGGUCCCGCCGUCCGCCACGAUGGGCGGCCGCCGCGGCGGCGGCCUCGAGACGGCCACCAUGUCGACGCCGAGCAUGCCCAGGCUCCAGCACUCGUACAGCACGCUCGAGAGACACUGCCGCUCGCACACGCCCACCAAGCCUGACCGGCCGACACCGAGGACGACGGCAGGCGGCAGCAAGCCGGGGCGUGGCCAGCCGCGGCGCGAGCUCCGAUCGUUCAGCGCGGCCCAGCAGCCGGCCAUCGCCCGGAACAGGAGCUCGUUGCAGUUGCAGGACAAGAUGUGGAAGAGCUCGAGCGCCCUGGAAUCGAUCGAGGUGCAGGGGUUCAAGGACCUGGGCUUCGUGUUCGACAAGGAGGAGCUCAGGGAGAGCCUGGCGGACGUGCUCCCGGGCCUCCGCGACAGCAAAGCGGCCAAGAGCUCCGGCUCCGUCUCGGCCGGGUCCGGCAGCGCCAGCGACGACAACGACGACACGAACGGGAGUGCCGUUGGGGAUGGUGAGACCGUGCGGCGGCCGUACCUGUCGGAGGCGUGGCACCACGGCGCGCGGUCGGCGCCGCCCGCGGCGGCGGGGAUAAGGCUGCAGCAGGCGGACGCGAGGUCCGCGGCGGAGAUGAAGGACCAGAUUCGGAUGUGGGCGCAGGCCGUCGCGUGCAACGUCAGACAAGAGUGUUAAAUGGGGACGCCCCGUACUGCCUCGUCCCGUCCCAUGGCUUGGCUCCACUCCAACUCCAUCGAUCCUCCUGCAAAAACAAACUACACAGCAGCAUCAGAAAGAUCAAGAUCAGGAAACACAACUACGCCCGAUGCUAUGAUACUCCGAUUUUUGUUACUUUGGCCUCCCUCCGCAGAAAAACUCCACACGGGAUAAAUAUUUAGGUAGCUGUUCGGUGCUCUUGCUCUCGUUGGUUUCUGAAUAAAAAGAGGUGAAAAUCAUCGUAUUCUUUCGAUCCAUUCCA
Molecule: messenger RNA, 1934 nt
Organism: Brachypodium distachyon (stiff brome)
Lineage: Eukaryota; Viridiplantae; Streptophyta; Magnoliopsida; Poales; Poaceae
Exons: 2
Coding region: 431-1651 (406 amino acids)
Source: RefSeq, a predicted model, not a curated record